AUGAAACACACCGCUGCAAAUCCAUUCGUGCCUGGUAGCUCUACUUCACCGGGACGGAAGGUGAGGAAAACAAAGGGCUUGCAAAAGAACCUGUGGCACUCGAAUUCCUCAAUGGGAUCCAACGUUCAGCCUUGUGAGGAUUUCUCUGAUCUUCUACUUUUUGGCUAUUUGGGUCCUGCAGAGUCAUUUGAGUUGGGAGCGUUCUUCAUAUUUAACCAGAAGGGCGAGGUUCUUAUUUCUCGACUGUUUCGACCUGACCUGAGGCGGUCCAUUGCCGAUGUGUUCCGUAUACAAGUUGUGUCAAAUAGCGAUGUGCGAUCACCAAUAGUCACCCUCGGGUCAACCAGUUUCUUCCAUGUUCGAGUUAACAACGUCUACGUACUUGCUGUUACAAAGCGCAAUGCGAACGCUGCCCUCGUCUUCGAAUUCAUAUAUCGGUUUAACACUAUAGCGAGGUCAUAUUUCGGGAAAUUGGAUGAAGAGUCUGUCAAAAAUAAUUUUGUGUUAAUUUACGAGCUUAUUGAUGAAAUUUUGGACUUCGGAUACCCACAAAACAGCGAGGUCGAUACGCUGAAGUCGUAUAUUACUACCGAGGGUGUCAAAUCGGAAAUGGCAGUUAGAGAAGAUUCGUCAAAAAUAACUUCCCAAGCCACAGGGAGCGUGGGCUGGAGGCGAGCCGGUGUGAAAUACCGGAAGAAUGAGGCAUUUGUAGACGUCAUCGAGAACGUUAAUCUGAUGAUGAGUUCGAAAGGGACCGUGCUCCGUGCGGAUGUCGAUGGGCAGAUAUUGAUGAGGGCAUACCUAUCAGGCGAGCCAGAGUGUAAAUUUGGCCUCAAUGACAAAAUCGUUUUGGAGAAGAGUGAGCGUGGAAGUGCUGGCGAUAAUGCCGUUGAACUGGAUGACUGCCAAUUUCAUCAAUGCGUACGAUUGACCCAAUUUGAUGUGGACCGAACCAUAAGCUUCAUUCCCCCGGAUGGAGAAUUCGAGCUUAUGAGGUAUCGGUCGACAACCAACGUCAACCUCCCUUUACGUGUUCAACCUAUUGUUGUGGAGCAUGGCAGAUCCAGGGUAGAGUAUACAGUGAACGUCCGGGCAAAUUUUGAUUCGAAAUUGAGCGCCACGGAGAUUGUUCUGAGGAUUCCAACACCCCUUAACACUACAUCCGUCGACGUGAAGGCCGCAACUGGCAAGGGGAAGUACAUGCCAGAAGAAAAUGUCAUAGUUUGGAAGAUACCCCGGCUCCAGGGCGGGGCGGAAUGUACAUUGCACGCAAUGGCAGAACUAACGGCAACUACUAAUCGGCAACCAUGGGCGAGACCCCCUAUCGAUGUUGACUUCCAGGUGCUCAUGUUUACUGCUUCGGGAUUGCAUGUGCGUUUCUUGAAGGUUUUCGAGAAAAACAAUUACACGAGCGUCAAAUGGGUGCGAUACCUCACAAAGGCGGCUGGCUCAUAUCAGAUUCGGGCAAUUUCGCAGCGCACAGCCAUAAUUUAUGGACAGUCAUCAAUGGUUCAUUGA
This is a messenger RNA of Cantharellus anzutake, 1518 nucleotides long. RefSeq names its product Mu homology domain-containing protein. The transcript has 12 exons. The record is from RefSeq and is a predicted model, not a curated record. Gene Ontology annotation, biological process: intracellular protein transport; clathrin-dependent endocytosis. Gene Ontology annotation, molecular function: clathrin-cargo adaptor activity. The coding region runs from base 1 to 1518 and encodes 505 amino acids. Gene Ontology annotation, cellular component: AP-2 adaptor complex; cytoplasmic vesicle. NCBI's taxonomy places the organism in Eukaryota, Fungi, Basidiomycota, Agaricomycetes, Cantharellales, Hydnaceae.